Molecule: messenger RNA, 817 nt
Organism: Osmia lignaria (orchard mason bee)
Lineage: Eukaryota; Metazoa; Arthropoda; Insecta; Hymenoptera; Megachilidae
Product: larval cuticle protein A3A-like
Cellular component (GO): extracellular matrix
Source: RefSeq, a predicted model, not a curated record
UGGCCGUCGAAGGUACCGUCACCCAGUUACGUCAGCUUACCCAUAGGUCCUGCUCACGGGAGUAUAAAAGCCGAAAACAACCCGUCUGUGGUAUCAUUCGCAUUACAGACGUACAGAUCAAGAGAUCUACCGAUCGAGCAAGCAGCAAUGGCCUUCAAGUUUAUCGCCUUCGCCACCCUGGUAGCAGCCGCCAAUGCCGGGAUCUUACGGGAAGCUCCUCUGUCCUACGCCCCCGCCGCUCCCUUAACUUACACCCAUGCCGCUCCAUUCGCUUACUCUGCGCCAGUUGCCGUGGCAGCCCCCGUCGCCAAGGCAGUGGUCGCGGCUCCAGUGGCUAAGGCUGUGGUUGCCAAGACCGUGGACGCCGACUACGACCCUCAUCCCCAAUACAGCUACGCCUACGACGUGCACGACAGCCUGACCGGCGACGCCAAGAGCCAACAGGAGAGCCGCGACGGAGACGUAGUCCAGGGUAGCUACUCCCUCCUGGAAGCUGAUGGAACUAGACGCAUCGUCGACUACACCGCCGACCCCGUCAACGGAUUCAACGCCGUCGUUCGGAAAGAAGCUGCCGCCGCCGCUCCUAUCGUUGCUGCCGCACCUGUAGCCAAGAUCGCCGCUGCUCCAGUUGCCUAUGCUGCACCCUUUGCCAAGAUCGCAGCUGCCCCAGCUGUGGCCUACGCUGCUCCAGUCGCGAAAUACGCCGCUGCCCCCGUUGCUUAUGCUGCCCCAGCCCACGCUUACAUCCACUGAAUCGAUUUGUCGUCUUUAGGAAUAAUGUUUGUCAAAUAAAUUACGGUUUUUUUUAGCAACUGCA